Molecule: messenger RNA, 1224 nt
Organism: Funneliformis caledonium
Lineage: Eukaryota; Fungi; Glomeromycota; Glomeromycetes; Glomerales; Glomeraceae
Source: the annotation of a GenBank genome assembly
AUGUUUUCUCGUUUAAAAUAUCAUUUUAAAACUACAAUUAUAGUAAAGAACAUUUACAAUAAUUGGAAAAUAAACCGCCCAUUUUCUACACAUUUACCUUCACCAGUUGGUCAUCUGAAAAAGGAUCGAACAACUCGUUUAUUUAUCAAUGGAGAAUUUGUUGAAUCAAAGACUGAUAAUUGGAUUCCUGUUUAUAAUCCUGCAACUAAUGAAUUAGUAACCAGCGUUCCGGAAACUACACCGCGAGAAUUGAAUGACGCGGCAGAAUCUGCCGCCGAAGCAUUUAAAUCUUGGCGAAAAACUACAAUUCUCACUAGACAACAAAUAUUAUUAAAUUUACAGCUUUUAAUCCGCGAAUAUACCGAUAAAAUAGCGAAUUCUAUCACUGAAGAACAAGGCAAAACCUUAGCUGACGCAAAAGGCGAUGUUUUACGUGGCAGACAAGUAGUAGAGAACGCAUGCGGUAUUACAAAUCUGCUUAUGGGUGAAAAAUUAGCUGUAGCUACAGAUAUGGAUACAUACACCAUGAGAGAGCCAUUAGGAGUUACGGCUGGUAUUUGUCCAUUUAAUUUUCCUGCUAUGAUACCGUUAUGGAUGUUUCCUUUGUCUAUUGCUGCUGGAAAUACAAUGAUUAUUAAACCUAGCGAACGUGAUCCGGGUGCUAUGAUGAUACUUGCUCAAUUGGCGAAAGAAGCGGGUGUCCCAGAUGGUGUCUUGAAUGUUGUUCAUGGAUCUGUCGGAACUGUAAAUUUUUUGUGCGAUAAUGAACAUGUUAAAGCGAUCUCAUUUGUAGGGAGUGACAAAGCGAGGUACUUCACAUGGAAAGAGAGUACAGGUGCAAAAAAUCACGGUGUUAUAAUGUCAGAUUCCAAUAAGAACCAUACCUUAAAUCAAUUAACUGGUGCUGCUUUUGGUGCAGCAGGACAACGCUGUAUGGCGUUAUCCACCGCUGUUUUUGUCGGGGAAGCACAGGAAUGGCUUCCUGAACUCGUGGAACGUGCCAAAAAGCUCAAAAUAGCUGGAGGAUUUGAACCUGAUGUCGAUAUUGGACCCUUAAUAUCCCGAGAUGCGAAAGCACGUGUCGAAAGGUUGAUUCAAAGCGGAGUUAAUCAAGGAGCAAAAUUAGUGUUGGAUGGACGUAAUCCGAGAGUUCCUGACAAAUAUAAAAAUGGAAAUUUUAUUGGGCCAACCAUUUUGUCUAAUGUUACUAUAGAUAUGAAAUAG